AUGAUGAUGAUGCUGGAUGAUUCGAAUGAGAUGUAUGAGGAUGAUGAAGAUGAUGAGGAUUUUGAUGAUGGAAGUGAGGAUGAUGAUGAUUAUGAGGAUGGUGAUGGGAGGGGAGAGCGGGUGCGCUGCGCUCGCGGUAUAAAGUCGGAUUCACGCGCGACGGUCGAACGCAUCGCUUCGAACCCCUUCCUCCUCGCGGGACGGAACCGGAAGUCGCUGCUCUGCUCCAUCGCGCACCCACGCAAGACGGUCGACAUGCGCGCCCUCUUCGCCUUGUUCCUGCUGGCGGCGCCUGCCCUCAGCACCAAGGUCCAGCCGUGCUACUCGGAACCAAAGACCUUGAACGUGCAAGUCGGGAGCUGCGUGGACAAAUGUGUGUUCACAGUUGGCACCAACGUGUCUCACGAGGUUAAGUUCAAGACAGAUCACGCGGUGACCUCGCUCACGGCCGUGCUGCAGAACGGCACGGACACGCUACUCACGAACACGGCCGCCUGCAGCGCGCUCUCAACUGGCUCGUGUCCCCUGAGCGCCGGCGAGACGGCGGUCUACCCGUACUACGUCUACGCGUCGUCCGCUCUCGAGGGGUACCUGAACAUCACCUUCAAACUCGAGGACCAGAACUCCAAAGUAGUGGCAUGCUACAAGUUGAACGUCACCAUCACAGAAUGAGUUUCGCAGUGAUAUGACGUCCUACGUAUGAACAGCCACAUCCAUCAAGACAAGAAAAUUCAUUGGUAAUGUAAAACAUAAUUAAGAUUAUAUCCUGAAAGAGUGUAA
Messenger RNA from Bacillus rossius redtenbacheri, 780 nucleotides. RefSeq lists its product as uncharacterized. The transcript is spliced from 5 exons. NCBI's taxonomy places the organism in Eukaryota, Metazoa, Arthropoda, Insecta, Phasmatodea, Bacillidae. The coding region runs from base 1 to 672 and encodes 223 amino acids. The record is from RefSeq and is a predicted model, not a curated record.